ACGCCCGUAAUGUAAUUUUACUUAUUAAUGAAUCAACAGCCGAUGAAUUGAUGAUUAAAUAUUAAUUACACGUGUUUUAAUAAUCUAUGAUAAAUCAAACGAUAAAAUAAAAUUUGCUGCAUAUGCUAAGUACGUAGUGUGAAACAGAUCAUAUAAACACUUUCGGAUCCAUGGUGUUUUAGUGUGUGUGUUUUUUUCAAGUUCAGCAAUGUGUUUUCGUCGCUUGGGAAUUUUUAUCUAGGACAAUCGCGGUUCAGUAAUAAGACUAUCGUUUGAAACCUAAAAUGGCGGAAACACCGUCUGGACGUGAAUUCGAGACCGGCUCUGUACUUCCGGAUGGGGAGCCAGGAGGUGGUAAUACGAACGUAGGAGCGGAUGUUGUAAACACAGAGCUAGAGGCAAAUGGGAAUACAGUAACAUUUGGCGGUGUGGAGACAUUCUCAGCUACCAAUUCCACAACGGCCACUACGCCACACGCGCUGACGGAUGAGACCGGAAGGACCCCGGAACCGCCGCUAACGAUCGCGUCCACUUCCGAGGUGAUCUCUAACAGGCCCGGCACCUCGACGACCCCGGGGCCGCCAUUCGACCGCGCCGAUACCAACACACCCAAAAUGGCUAUCAACCCGGAUGUAGUCAAGGACCGGGUACCGGGGUCCAAGCCGUAUCUGAACGCGGUGGUGAUAGGUCACCUCGCCAGCGGCAAGUCCACGGUGGCGGGAAGGCUCGUGUACGAGUGUGACGGCAUAGACGAGGAACUUAUGUCCAAGUUUGAGCAGGAGGCAAACGAGGCGGGCAAGGAGACGCACAAGUACGCCUGGAUCAUGGACAAGAUGGCGGCGGAACGCGAGCGCGGCAUAUCCAUAGAUACCAAGCUGCGACGCAUAGAGACGCGCAACUACUACGUGAACGUUAUCGACGCUCCCGGCCACACGGACUACUGUCAUAACAUGAUCACAGGCUCCUCCCAGGCGGACGUAGCGGUGCUGGUGGUGUCCGCAGCCCCUCUCGAGUACGAGCAGGGCGUGGCACGUGACGGACAGACCCGCGAACACGUGCUCCUCGCGUACGCCAUGGGUGUCAAACAACUGAUAGUGGUCGUCAACAAAAUGGACCUGACUAGGCCCAAAUACAGCGAGAAACGCUACACGUUCAUCGUUGAGAACGUUGAUCUGCUGGUGAAGAAGGCCGGGUUCGAGCCCGAGACCGUCAUCUAUCUUCCCGUGUCGGGCUGGAUGGGAGACAACCUCGUCAAGCGCAGCGAGAACCUCGCCUGGUUCAAGCAGUGGCAGAUCGAGCGGAAAUCUGGCGGCACUAGCGGGCGCUCCCUCCUGGACGCGCUUGACUGCAUGGAGCAACCGCCUCGCCUGGAGCGUUACCCUCUCCGCAUCGCCGUGCACAGCGUCUAUAAGCUCGGAGCAGUAGGAGUGGUGGCAGCGGGCCGGAUCCACACUGGCUUCGUGAAGCCUGGCAUGUCCGUUACCUUCGGACCGCCUGAUAUCAAAACACAGGUUCGAGCCGUCCAGCUUCACCAUGACGCCGUCAGCGAAGCGUACCAGGGCGAGAACGUAGGCUUACAGAUUGAGGGUCUUGACAUCAAGGACAUCCGGAAGGGGUUCGUGCUGGGAGAGACAAACCGGGACCCGCCCAGAAAGGUGCAGCUCUUCACGGCCCAGAUCGUUAUUCUGCGUGGCGACGGCCCGAUCCGGAAGGGGUACACACCCAUGCUACACUGCCACACGGCCUGUGCACCGGUGCGGUUCGCCGAGCUCAAGGAACGCUGUGACCGCCGCACGGGCAUCAACCAAGAGUACAAUCCUAGUGAGCUCAAACCUGGGGACGCCUGCAUCGUAGACCUGGUGCCGGUGAAGCCCCUUUGUAUCGAGUCGUUUUUCGACUACCCAACAUUAGGCCGUUUUGUGAUACGCGACGCGAAGCAAACGAUCGCAAUCGGCGUCUGCGUGAACAUCCCAGGCCGCGAGCCGCCACAAACCGACGACGACAAGUGGGCCGUCGGCACCGUUCCCUUCUCCCGGCGGCCGCAGACGACCGGCGGACGCAGCGUGACGUUCAACCUCCCACAGUCGGACGAGUUCGACAAGCCGUCCAAGAACUUUAGCUUUCAGGAUGAGGCGACGUUCAGAACACAGUCGGGAAAGUUGGAGACUAUUCUGUAGAGGCACAGUCUGAGUGACGCAUCAAUGUACAGUGACGGGUGAUACAAAUUUCGGCAUACUUAUUUUGUGCAAGGGGGGAGUGGGGCUAUGUCACACUGAUACAGUCGUAUAUAGAAUAGAAGUAUACGUAAUGAACAUUGAAUAUCACCUUUAUGAUCAUGAAUAUUAUGGAUGUUAUGUUAUUGGCGAAUAAAUCUAUUAAAAUGUAUUGCUUAUACAAUGGUUUUUCUAUGGUCCAUAUAACUGCCAUGACGUAUUGUUUGAAAUUUAAAUAAUGAAAUUUAUUAAAGAAGUAAAUUAAUAUUAAAUUAAUUUCUUUAUUACAGAAGUAUAUCUAGUUCAUUGCAACAAUGUAAUAAUGAUAUUUAUGUAAUUAGACUAUCAAUAUUAAAGACGUAUAGUGUUAUUUUUAUCAUAUGUAUGUAUUAUGUAAAAUAAUUGUUUAUAAUGCAGUGCUGUUAUUUUGAUAUGUAUGAAUUAUGUUUAUGUUUUAUAAUAAAGAAUAAUAUAACACGACUGUUAUA
Molecule: messenger RNA, 2701 nt
Organism: Dreissena polymorpha
Lineage: Eukaryota; Metazoa; Mollusca; Bivalvia; Myida; Dreissenidae
Product: elongation factor 1-alpha-like
Exons: 12
Coding region: 285-2177 (630 amino acids)
Biological process (GO): translational elongation; translation
Molecular function (GO): GTPase activity; translation elongation factor activity; GTP binding
Source: RefSeq, a predicted model, not a curated record